Asparagus officinalis (garden asparagus) is the source of this 1632-nucleotide messenger RNA. RefSeq names its product queuine tRNA-ribosyltransferase catalytic subunit 1-like. The record is from RefSeq and is a predicted model, not a curated record. Gene Ontology annotation, molecular function: tRNA-guanosine(34) queuine transglycosylase activity. NCBI's taxonomy places the organism in Eukaryota, Viridiplantae, Streptophyta, Magnoliopsida, Asparagales, Asparagaceae. The coding region runs from base 163 to 1383 and encodes 406 amino acids. Gene Ontology annotation, cellular component: cytosol. The transcript is spliced from 16 exons.
UCUCCCAACCCGUUGUUCUUCGGCUCAGCCGCCGCAAGCAACGGGCCUGAAGGUUUUCAGAACUUGAGGAGCUCAGCGGAUUCUUGGGCUACUUCUGCUCCGAUUCUCUCCGUGUCGCUGCAAAAAUUUUGAUUUUCAUCAAGAUACUUGAGAGUUUCUUUUAUGAUGGCGCUCCGGUUUGAGGUCCUAGGGAGGUUCAAUCGAGCUCGUGCAGCGCGAUUAACGCUUCCUCAUUUUGUUUGCCAGACACCACUGUUUAUGCCAGUGGGAACACAAGGCACAAUAAAAGGUCUAACUAAUGACCAGCUGGAGGAUAUCGGUUGCCAAAUAAUACUUGGGAACACAUACCAUCUAGCUCUUCGUCCAGGUGCAGAAUUAAUAGAUGACAUGGGUGGUCUUCAUAAAUUUAUGAAUUGGAAAAGAGCAUUACUUACAGAUUCUGGUGGUUUUCAAAUGGUUUCAUUGUUGCAUUUAGCUGACAUAACUGAGAAUGGUGUAACGUUUCAGUCUCCUGUGGAUGGAAAGCCAAUGCUUCUUACACCUGAAGAGUCUAUCCAAAUCCAGAAUAAGAUUGGAGCUGAUAUUAUUAUGGCCCUAGACGACGUGGUGAAAACCACCAUUACAGGCCCACGGAUUGAGGAAGCUAUGUACCGUACUCUUCGCUGGAUUGAUAGAUGUAUUGCUGCUCAUCAGAAACCAGGCACACAGAACUUAUUUGGAAUUGUACAGGGGGGAUUAGAUCCUACUCUCAGAGAUAUAUGCGUUAGAGGCUUGGUUGAUCGCAAUUUACCUGGUUACGCUAUUGGUGGCCUUGCAGGCGGUGAAGAUAAGGAUUCUUUUUGGCGUGUUGUUGCUCAGUGCACUGCCGCAUUGCCAGAGGAUAAACCACGAUAUGUGAUGGGUGUUGGUUAUCCGCUUGAUAUUGUAGUCUGCAGCGCCCUAGGGGCAGACAUGUAUGACUGCGUUUAUCCUACACGAACUGCUCGUUUUGGCUCUGCACUCGUACCUGAGGGAGUUCUAAAGCUUACACACCAGGUAAUGUCCAGCGAUGAACGUCCAAUUGAUCCAACAUGCACGUGUAUGGUGUGUAAGAACUAUACACGAGCUUAUAUACACUGCCUUGUGACAAAGGAUGCUAUGGGGUCUCAGCUUCUAUCUUAUCAUAAUUUAUCUUAUAUGAUGAGACUAAGCAAGGACCUUCACAUGUCAAUAGUUGAGGGGCGAUUUCCAGAGUUUGUACAAGAAUUCUUACGGGUGCAGUUUCCUAAAGGCAACGUCCCUGAAUGGGUCUGUAAUGCCAUGGAGGUUGCUGGUAUUGACAUCUCUUCAUGUUGUGCUCCAUUCUCGACGUCUUCUGAAGGACAGUUUUGUAAAUCCACUUGACGAGAGGCUGAUUCUGCUCUAGUUCUAACCAACUCUUCAACGAAGAGAUAGUUUCGACACGUUUUUAUUUUCUUCAUGUUUUAAUUAUUACGUUGGCAGCAGCAUAUAUUUUGUCCUCAAUAUGCUCUGCUCCAGUUGAACUAAUAUAUAUUUUUAUUAUUAGAUCAGAAAGAGCUACUUUGAACAGAGAUGAUUAUGAUUAUGGUUCCCAUUUCUUAUUAACAAAUAGAUCUCUUCUACGACUUACAA